UUUUCAUGAAAACGACAAAACAUGAUUUUCCUUUCUCUCUCUACUUCCCCGACAUUAUUUCUCUCUUUCCAACUCCCUGCUUUUCGAUUUUCUUCGAAUUGCAACAAAUUAGUACCUAAUUAGGUGUAAAUUGUCAAUUUUCAUCGCAAUUUAACGGGUUAUAUCAAUUUCCAGCUUCAAUUUUUGGAGGUCUUCAAGGUUUUGCUGCAAAAUUCGAAGGUAAUUUGAAGAACUUGCUUCUAAUUUCCGCGGCACACAAUUAUUCACUUAAAUCAAAAGUGAAGCUCAAAUCAGAAAUUUUGAGGGUCUACAGACCUUUUGCAAGCGCAUCACUGCACUUUGAGGUUUCCGAGAGCAACUAUGCAGAUUUCUUGAACAACCAGAGAUUUGGAAGGUAUAACUAAGGUUAUAUCCGAAAUUUGGAGUUGCUCCACUGCUUGGACGAGGGAUUGGUGGCAACUGGCAAGCUCCGGAAGAGCCUGAGGCCCUGAGCUAUUGAUUAUUGAUUGAUUAAGGAUUAAGGAGCCAAAAAUAAAAGUUAGGAAAACCCUCAAAAAUGAAUUUAAGCAUCGGUAACACCGCCACAAAUUCAUCUAAUUUCCCUGCAAUUUUCCAAAACCCAUCUUUUUUACCCAGAAAUAAUUCAUCAAUAACCCCUAAAAUUCUCUCAAAUAGUCACCCAAAAACUCUAAUAAUAACGGCUUCUUCAAAUAGCAGCAGCAACAAUAAUCAAAACACACCCACAAACAGCAGCAGAGAUCAUCGGUGGUCUCUUAGUGGGAUGACGGCUUUAGUCACCGGCGGCACUCGUGGAAUUGGGCUUGCAAUUGUGGAGGAAUUGUUGGGUUUUGGAGCAAUUGUGCAUACUUGUGCUAGAAAUGAAGUUGAGCUUGAUAAUUGCUUGAAAAGUUGGGAAAAUCAAGGGUUUAAUGUUAGUGGGUCAGUUUGUGAUGUGUCUUCUUGGGAGCAACGAGAGAAGCUUCUGGAUACUGUUUCAUCUGUUUUUUAUGGCAAGCUUAACAUUCUUGUCAAUAAUGUUGGGACAAAUAUACGGAAACCAAUUGUUCACUUCACUCCACAAGAAUAUUCGACACUGAUGACUACAAAUUUUGAGUCUGUUUUCCAUUUAAGCCAGCUGGGUCAUCCUCUCCUAAAAGCUUCUGGCUGUGGAAGUAUUGUGUUUGUUUCUUCUGUUUCUGGUUUUGUUUCCCUGAAAUCGAUGUCUCUUCAAGGAGCAACUAAAGGAGCAAUUAAUCAACUGACUCGAAGUUUGGCAUGUGAAUGGGCAAAAGACAAUAUUAGGAGCAAUGCUGUUGCGCCUUGGUACAUCAAAACCACUAUGGUAGAAAAGGUUUUAAGCAAUGAAGAUUAUCUAGAGGAAGUUUAUUCUCGUACACCACUUUGUCGUCUUGGAGACCCAGCAGAAGUCUCUUCUCUGGUUGCAUUCCUUUGCCUCCCUGCAUCUGCUUACAUUACUGGUCAAAUUAUUUGUGUUGAUGGCGGAAUAUGGUCUCUUAAUGGCAUGACUGCUUUUGUUACUGGGGGCACUAAAGGAAUCGGGUUUCUCCCUUCAUUCGAUGUGGAAGAACUAGCAAGCUUUGGGGCAAGGGUUCAUAGAUGUGCUAGAAAUGAGAGUGAACUUGAAGCAUGCAAAUGCAACUGGGAGAUAAAAGGCUUUCAAGUCAAUUGUUCUGUUUGUGAUGUAACAUCUCGAUCCCAGAGACAGAAGCUGAUGGAGAUUGUCUCCUCCAAGUUCAAUGGGAAGCUCAAUAUGUUGGCGAACAAUGCCGGGACUGGCAUAGUUCAACCAACAGAGGAGUUCAAAGCUGAAGACUAUGCAACUAUAAUGGCCACCAACCUUGAAUUGACUUUUCAUUUAUGCCAACUUGCUCAUCCAUUCCUCAAAGCAUCUGGGUUUGGCAACAUCAUCCUCAUAUCUUCUGUUGCAGGUGUUGUGGCUCUCAAUGUUGGCUCUGUUUAUGGCACAACAAAAGGAGCAAUGAACCAACUAGCAAAGAAUUUGGCAUGUGAAUGGGCAAAGGAUAAUAACAGGACUAAUUCUGUUGCACCAUGGUUCAUCCGGACCCCUCUUACUGACCCGAUUCUUAGUGACAAAGAAACUUUGGAAGGAAUUGAAGGAAGAACUCCUCUUGGAAGAAUAGGAAAGCCGGAAGAGGUGUCGUCGUUGGUGGCAUUUCUAUGCAUGCCUGCAGCUUCUUACAUUAUUGGACAGACCAUAUGUGUAGAUGGAGGUUACACUGUCAAUGGCUUCAUUCCCAACAUUAUGUAAUAAAGUUAUGAUACGCAGUUGUAGAAGAACUAGCUGGAUUAGGGGCAAGGGUUCAUACAUGUGCUAGGAACGAGUCUGAACUCGAUGCUUGCAAACGCAAUUGGGAGUCGAAAGGCUUUCAAGUCAGUUGUUCCGUUUGUGAUGUAACA
This is a messenger RNA of Spinacia oleracea (spinach), 2439 nucleotides long. RefSeq names its product tropinone reductase homolog At2g29260, chloroplastic-like. The record is from RefSeq and is a predicted model, not a curated record. The transcript has 14 exons. Lineage: Eukaryota; Viridiplantae; Streptophyta; Magnoliopsida; Caryophyllales; Amaranthaceae. Gene Ontology annotation, molecular function: oxidoreductase activity. The coding region runs from base 557 to 2290 and encodes 577 amino acids.